Messenger RNA from Penicillium antarcticum, 1611 nucleotides. RefSeq lists its product as uncharacterized. The transcript has 2 exons. Bases 1 to 1611 code for a protein of 536 amino acids. The record is from RefSeq and is a predicted model, not a curated record. Gene Ontology annotation, molecular function: ubiquitin binding. NCBI's taxonomy places the organism in Eukaryota, Fungi, Ascomycota, Eurotiomycetes, Eurotiales, Aspergillaceae.
AUGUUGGAACCCGAUGAGUUAUCCCAGGAGCUUCAAGGCCUGUACUGCCCACCAAUUGACCCAGCUCUGUUCAUGGCAAUCCUCAUGGACUAUGAUCUCUCGAUGCCUGCUGAGGUUGGAGCACUUCGCGAUACCUUGAACGAGCUGAAGACAUCUGCUCUGGAUCAAGAAAACCUCCCCUUCGACCCCACCGGCACGACCAACACCCGCAACCUCCAAGACGCGAAUCUUCCUGAAAGUUUAAGCUGGUCACCGCUUGACAAUAUUGACGUGAAUGACUGUGACGAGAACGACAACAACCAGAAUGGCGGACACGAUGCACGCCUUAGAUACACAUUCCUGGGCAUGACAUCGGACGACAAAGUCUAUAACUUGAUAAGUAUGUUCCCAAGUGUUCCUCGUCACCAGGCCGAGCGCAUUCUAGAAGAAUGCCAUGGUAGUCUCAGUCGCGCAAUGGAAGUUCUCCUGAACCUUGCCUUCAUCGACGAGACCCAGAUUGCCCGUGGCUCCGCGCAAGAGACCCCUGCAGAAGCUGCUGCCAUGAGUCAAGCUUUGGCACCCAGGUCAAUCGAUGGCUUCCAAGCAGACGAGAGUCAGACCAAGAAAUCGCGCAAGAAAAACAAGAAGAGAAACCAGCAACUGCGCCGCGACGCAACGUCAUCCCAAGCUCUCAACACCCCCUCUGUCAACAAAUGGGAGAUGGGCAAGAAAGACAUCGAUUUCAUCUCGAUCCGGGCCUCUGUUCUUCUGCGAGAGAACGUCGCGUCCACCUAUCACGAAAAUUCGAUGUCGCUCUGUGCAACCAUCAGAGCAUUGGCAAUCGCUUACGCGCCCAGGGACAUUGGGGAACUCGACGAUGAUGAUGCUAUCAUCCCCCAGGUGGCGGAACUCUCGCACAAAUAUGCCGCCAUCCCUGAGACGACGAUCGCUGGCCUCCUUCGCAUUUCCAAUAAUGAAAUCAUCGCCGCAGAUGAGCUGGCGGAGGCCUUAGCUCAGGGGCCUGUUCUCAACUCACUGUCAGAUAUCAUCACCUUCACUUCGGCACCACUAGUUCUUGACCCGGAGGAAACCACUGUAGCGGCCUCGGCCGAAAAUUUCGUUGAGACUUCAUCUGAUAUGGAUUAUGGUCAGGCUGCUGCUGCUGCAAACGCUCACUUCGCGUUGCGGUCAAACGCCUUUGCGCAGGCAUCCCAGGCCGCGCGCCGUGCCCGAUCAAACCCCCUAUAUAAUGGGGCCUCUGCUUACUACCGCGAAAUCGGCAACGAGCAGCGGCAGCUGGCGAUGCGUCACCUGGCUACCGCCUCGGACAGACUGGUGGACCGACAAUCCUCCCAGUAUGAUUUGGACCUGCACGGUGUGACUGUCCCUAAUGCGAUUAGAAUCUCUCGGGAGCGUGUCAAUGCCUGGUGGCACUCCCUGGGCGAACUGAAGCACAUCAGAGGUGGUGGCAAGCAUGUACACGGUGGGUUCAAGAUCGUUGUCGGUGUUGGAAACCAUAGUCGCGAUGGUGCCGCACGUAUUGGCCCUGCCGUGUACAGAAUGUUGGAGAGUGAGGGUUGGAAGGUUGAGUGUGAUCGUGGCGUGCUGCUGGUGACCGGUCACCGUCGCUGA